GUAUUGACAAAGGCAAAAUUCGAGGAAAGUUUACAACAAGCACUGGUCAAGUCUUUUAGAAAACGAAGUCUAUUUCGUUACCAAACCACCCCCUUUCUUCCUUCUCUUUCUCUCUCUUACACACACACCAAAAACUGUUACAAAACGAGAGAGGGUGAGAGAGAAGGAGAUCCAUACCACAAUGUCUGACAUCGUCAAGGAAGCUUGGAAAAAGUAUCUGCUAGCGCUGCAAAUUCACCCCCUCAGAACUAAGGCAGUUACCUCUGGGGUUCUGAUUGGAUGUAGUGACAUAAUUGCUCAAAAGAUCUCUGGGAUCAAAAAGCUUCAAUUGAGAAGAUUACUUCUUUUAAUGCUCUUUGGCUUUGCCUAUUCGGGACCGUUUGGCCACUUCCUUCACAAAUUAAUGGACAUCAUUUUUAAAGGAAAGAAGGGCAACAAAGCUGUUGCAAAGAAGGUUCUGUUGGAACAAUUAACUUCUUCUCCCUGGAACAACUUGUUCUUCAUGAUGUAUUAUGGUUUGGUGGUUGAAGGAAGACCGUGGGGUUUAGUCAAGAAUAAAGUCCGAAAAGACUACCCCUCUAUACAGUUGACUGCAUGGAAGUUUUGGCCCAUAGUUGGAUGGAUCAACUACCAGUAUAUGCCUUUACAGUUUCGUGUCUUAUUCCACAGUCUUGCUGCUUCAUGCUGGGCAAUCUUUAUCAAUUUGAAAGCAAGAUCCAUUGCAACUAAGAAGGCUUAGAAAGGAGGAGACCAUGUUUUUUUUUUCACUUCUUUUUUUUGUCUUGGUUCGACCUUAUUUAUCAAGAUCAGUCUGCAUCUUUCGGUAGUUAUAUAUUUCUGCCUGUAGUAUGCAAAAUUAUCAAUGUUUCAUAUGUAUCGUCGGUCAAAUUUAAUCGAAUUUAUACUUGUGGAGUGGUUUAUCCUAGAAAUCCUGAUUGGCUGAUCUUAUGUACAGAACUUUAGGCCCUCUAUUUUCAUUUGUUCCAUUUGCAGGGAAAUUUUGGGUUGAAGAAGCUUGAAAACUCUAAUGGCUUGCUAAAAAUAUGGACUGUGUAUAAAACCCAACCAUGGAGGUUUGUUGCUCAAAAUGGUUGCCUUUAGAGUCGAAUCUAUAGCUUCGCAGUUGUACGAG
Ilex paraguariensis (yerba mate) is the source of this 1132-nucleotide messenger RNA. The record is from the annotation of a GenBank genome assembly. Lineage: Eukaryota; Viridiplantae; Streptophyta; Magnoliopsida; Aquifoliales; Aquifoliaceae.